Ochotona princeps (American pika) is the source of this 942-nucleotide messenger RNA. RefSeq names its product olfactory receptor 1J4-like. The transcript has a single exon. NCBI's taxonomy places the organism in Eukaryota, Metazoa, Chordata, Mammalia, Lagomorpha, Ochotonidae. The coding region runs from base 1 to 942 and encodes 313 amino acids. Gene Ontology annotation, biological process: G protein-coupled receptor signaling pathway. Gene Ontology annotation, cellular component: membrane. The record is from RefSeq and is a predicted model, not a curated record. Gene Ontology annotation, molecular function: G protein-coupled receptor activity; olfactory receptor activity.
AUGAGGAGUGACAACCACAGCAGUAUGUCGGAGUUCCUUCUCCUGGGGCUCCCCAUUCGCCCAGAGCAGCAGGGCGUGUUCUUUGCUCUGUUCCUGGGCAUGUACCUAACCACGGUGCUGGGGAACCUGCUCAUCAUCCUGCUCAUCAGGUUGGACUCACGCCUCCACACCCCCAUGUACUUCUUCCUCAGCCACUUGGCCUUCUCUGACGUUGCCUUCUCUUCUGUCACUGUCCCGAAGAUGUUAAUGAGCAUGCAAACUCAGGAUCAGUCUAUCCCCUAUGCAGGAUGUAUAACACAGAUGUAUUUUUUCAUAUUUUUUACUGAUCUGGACAAUUUUCUUCUCACUGCAAUGGCAUAUGACAGAUAUGUGGCCAUCUGUCACCCCCUCCACUACACAACCAUCCUGAGAGAGGAGCUGUGUGCCUUGCUAGUAGCUGUGUCCUGGAUCCUCUCUUGGGCCAGUGCCCUGUCUCACACCCUUCUCCUGGCCCAGCUGUCCUUUUGUGCUGACAACACCAUCUCCCAUUUCUUCUGUGACCUGGCUGCUCUACUCAAACUCUCUUGCUCAGACACCUCCCUUAAUGAGCUGGUCAUCUUCACAGUGGGUGUGGCAGUCAUUACGCUGCCACUAAUAUGCAUCCUGGUUUCUUAUGGCUGCAUUGGGGCCACCAUCUUGAAAGUUCCAUCUGCCAAAGGGAUCUGCAAAGCCUUGUCUACAUGUGGCUCCCACCUCUCUGUGGUGUCUCUGUAUUAUGGCACAAUUAUUGGUCUCUACUUUUUCCCCUCCUCUAGUGCCUCCUGUGACAAGGGCACCAUUGCCUCGGUGAUGUACACAGUGGUCACCCCAUUGCUGAAUCCCUUCAUAUACUGCUUAAGGAACAGGGACAUGAAAAGGGCUCUGGAGAAGCUCUUGCACAAGGCAAUGAUCUCAUCUCAAUGA